Messenger RNA from Guillardia theta CCMP2712, 961 nucleotides. Its product is annotated as GrpE nucleotide exchange factor, chloroplastic. Gene Ontology annotation, molecular function: protein homodimerization activity; protein-folding chaperone binding; adenyl-nucleotide exchange factor activity. Lineage: Eukaryota; Cryptophyceae; Pyrenomonadales; Geminigeraceae. The transcript has 13 exons. The annotation marks the transcript as partial. The record is from RefSeq and is a predicted model, not a curated record. Gene Ontology annotation, biological process: protein folding.
AGAUGCAAACGUUGCACAAGGCGCUCAUCUUCGCGGCAGUGAUCUUCCUCUGUGUUCCUGGAACAAUCCAUGGCUUCGGAAUCAACAUUGCGAGCAUCCCCUCCUUGAGAUCGUCUCCUGCAUCCGUCAGCAAGAAUCCGAUCUUCGCCUCCUCCCCAUUGACCCCCCAGCGAUUCCCGUCGCUGCUGCCCCUUCGCAACAGCAAGGACGAACAAGUGCCCGAGGCCUCGGAGGAGACUGAAGCCUCGGCCGAGUCCGUCGAGGCGUCUGAGGAGCAGCUCGAUACCGACUCCAAGGAAUUCUUGCAGAGGAAGGUGGAGAUUCUUCAGAAGGAGCUUGACGAGACGAGCGCUAAGUUGCAAGAUCUCGAGGCCGAUGCCAAGUCCCUUGAGGAUCUCAAGGCGCGAGGCAUUUUGAAGCUUGCAUCUGCUGUGGAGCUCAAGGAAACGUACAUCCGUCUGGCUGCCGACUUUGAGAACUACAGGAAGCGCACGGCAUCGGAUCUUGUCAGGGCUAAUGACAUGGCGACCGUCAACGUUGUCAAGGAGCUGUUGGUAGUCCUGGACACCUUCGAGCGAGCAGGAAGUGCUAUCAAGUGCGAGACGGACAGGGAGCAAAGCAUCAACAACAGCUACCAGGCAGUGAACAAGGAGCUCUUGAAGGUCUUGAACAAGCUGAACGUGGAGGCGAUUGAGCCCCUCGGACAAGAGUUUGACCCCAACAUGCACAACGCCAUCCAGCAGCUCGAGUCGAAGGAGUACAAGGAGAAUGUCGUCUGCCAGGCUCUGCAGAGAGGGUACAAGAUCGGCGAUCGUGUUGUUCGUCCUGCCCUGGUUGUCGUCUCGUCCGGACCAGGACCCGAGGAAUCUGGAGAGGAGACAUCAGCCCCGUCGGAGCAGUCAGAAAGCUCGGCCUAGAUAACUUGCUGGGUCCGAGGUGAUAGUAAAGCACACAACCAACU